UAUAGAGAGAGAAAUGAAAGAAACAUAUAUGGAGAUAGAAGAAGAUGAAAGCGAGCUGUUUGAGAUUAAUGUUCGGGUGGGCGGCGGGAAUUUGUCGACGAUUAAAGAGGAGUAUGAUGAUCGGAGUAUGUUUUCCUUUGAUUUCCGCGGCGGAAGAGACGAGGAUGAAGACAUCGUCCAUGUUGCUAUCUCCGGCACCGGCGCCGGCGAAUCAACCAGUAUGGAAGCUCUGAUCUGGACCCUCAAUAAUAUUGCAGACGUAUCUUCAUCUUCUUCACCAUAUCAUAAUAAUAAAACAGUGGUUUUCCUCGUCUACAUCUAUCCUCAACUGCGCUUCAUCCCUACGCCUUUGGGAAAUUUUCCAAUAAGUAAAGCAAACUCAGCUCAAAAACAACUCCACAUCGAACUAGAAAAAAACAGAAGACAAGAAUAUCUUCAGAAGUUUAUCGAUUUGUGUUCUACAUCACAGGUUAAGGUGGAGAUUCUAUCUAUAGAAAGUGAUUCAGAAGGAAAAGCCUUAGUUGAUCUCAUUCCCAUCCUCAAUAUGAGAAAGCUCAUCAUAGGCAUCCCCUCCUCAAAAAACAUGAAGAAACGAAACGGGUUGAGAGAUUAUGUGGUUAAAAAUGCCCCCGAGUUUUGUGAAGUGAAGAUUAUAUGUGGAGGUGAAGAAGAGGUAAUAUUGAUGUCAAACAAAUAUUAUGAUUCUUCAAGCAAUGUGGAGAUCAAUUCUUCAUCGAGUAGCAGUCUUAGUCCUAGUCCCAGUCUUAAUAAUAAUCUUAUACCCCGACCAGAUGAUGAUGAUCAUAAAAUAUUUCACUCUUUUCAGUUAUUCAAAUGCCUUUGGGGAUGAUCAAUUAGUAGCUAGCUGGAUGAUGAUCAUGACCAGCUUGUUGAUGAAAGAUUCAUUGUUUCUUCCACUCAACAAUAUGUAUGAUUUUUUCUUCAUCUUUAUUUGGUUUUGCUAGCUAGAUGAAGAUGAUGAUUGAUGUAAUGAAAGGUGAGAUGUAAAUACAUAUUAAUUUGAAAUGCAAAUCUAGCUGAUUUUGAUUUGCAUAUACAUAUAUAUAU
This is a messenger RNA of Impatiens glandulifera, 1068 nucleotides long. RefSeq names its product U-box domain-containing protein 52-like. The coding region runs from base 14 to 850 and encodes 278 amino acids. The record is from RefSeq and is a predicted model, not a curated record. The transcript has 4 exons. Lineage: Eukaryota; Viridiplantae; Streptophyta; Magnoliopsida; Ericales; Balsaminaceae.